Colletotrichum scovillei is the source of this 1083-nucleotide messenger RNA. RefSeq names its product translation initiation factor eIF-5A. Bases 188 to 679 code for a protein of 163 amino acids. The record is from RefSeq and is a predicted model, not a curated record. Gene Ontology annotation, biological process: positive regulation of translational termination; positive regulation of translational elongation. Gene Ontology annotation, molecular function: ribosome binding; translation elongation factor activity; RNA binding. The transcript is spliced from 4 exons. Lineage: Eukaryota; Fungi; Ascomycota; Sordariomycetes; Glomerellales; Glomerellaceae.
ACCAGGAAAAAAAUUAUCUACUCCCGCCUCGCCUUCCUUUUUUCCCCUCCAUUUCCCCCCUCUGCCCGCUCUCUUCCUUUCACAACUCUCCCCCCUCAAAAAAAUAUCAGCCGUCUUUUGCUGGGUAAUUCCGCCUGUCGACAUCUUCCCUUCGAUUUUUUAGACAUCUUCCAGUCAAUCCUUCAAAAUGUCCAACGACGACGCCCAGCAUGAGAUGACCUUCGAGUCCACCGACGCCGGUGCGUCUCUCACCUUCCCCAUGCAGUGCUCUGCUCUGCGCAAGAACGGUCACGUCGUCAUCAAGGGCCGCCCCUGCAAGAUUGUCGACAUGUCUACCUCCAAGACUGGCAAGCACGGUCACGCCAAGGUUCACUUGGUCGCCAUCGACAUCUUCACCGGCAAGAAGCUUGAGGAUCUCUCUCCCUCCACCCACAACAUGGACGUCCCCAACGUCUCCCGCAAGGAGUUCCAGCUCAUCGAUAUCUCCGACGAUGGUUUCCUCUCCCUCAUGAACGACGAUGGUGACCUCAAGGACGAUGUCCGUCUUCCCGACGGCGAGAUUGGCGAGAAGAUCAACAAGCUCUUCAAGAUUGACGAGAAGGACACCAACGUCGUCAUUCUUACCGCCAUGGGUGAGGAGGCCGCCGUUGAGGCCAAGGAGGCCCCCAAGCAGGGUUAAGCGCUGCAAUUCUACCAUAUCAUCAGACAAUGACUUCCACAAGCGCUCAAUUCAAGCGGCCUUGCUGGCAGAUGUUGGCAGACUGGGGACAUUUCUUGCGAUAUUUCUUGGCGCUUCGAAAUUAACGGUAUCCCCGUCAGUCGUUGCGUAGGCUAUAUCUGGACAGGACUUGAUACUGGGUACGCGAACUUGACAACUGCAAGACAUGUCGCACGACUUUUUUCCUUUGUUUUGUCUGUCCCACAGACUCUUAACGACGAUCAGACUAGCAAUGGGAUAGGUGAAAAAAAAUGGGAGAGCCUCGCGGUGGCAGCAGAUUUGUCCGAUGGAAAAGCGGUACAUAUCUCCACCACGCGGUCUCUGUUUUUCGUUCAAACUCUACGUACAGAUUUAGUGAAAACGCC